AUGGCUGUGGUGCCUUGGUUUCCAGGAUUCUCCAGCAAUGUCACGACAUUCCCAACACCUUACAACCAACCCUCAGUCAUACAUUCUGGAGGGAUCCGUCGUCGCAGAAUCCCCACAUCAUGCUUCACCAAUCCGAUGGGAAGCGGCGGAGUCGUGCGAAACAUACACAUUGAGCGUCAUGAGCGCCCUAGCUAUGGGGGAAGCCGGCUGUGGAGGGGCGGGAAGAGUGUCAACGCGAUGGCGGACAAGAGUAUAGAGGCCACUGGCGACUUUGGCUGGACUCUCGAUUACGCGACUGCAUGGCUCUACAGACAUCUUACGAGCAGCAUUCCAGAUGUUGCAGACACGAUUGAUACUUUACGGGACUGUGGCGACGAUGACUACUUGACUCCCGACUAUGCCUAUCUUUUCUUUGAUAUGCUCGAUGCCAGGCUCUUUGCCGGAAAGCUCAAAAAUGCAGUAUAUCUGCGCUGGAGAUCGAUGCCCAGCUGUAUGCCAGGAAUCACGUCAGCACCAAAAGUCAUACCAGAUGUGCCACGCGUCUGCAUCGAGCUCAAUCGUACGCCCUUUGAAGAGGAAGAUGCGGAGCUUGACGACUUACUUGGCGCCAUGAUCCAUCAGAUGAUCCACGCUUUCUUGUUGGUGUGCUGUGGGGCUCAAAAACGCGAUGAUACACCCGACGGGCGGCUAAUGGAUGGAGUCCACUUUGGCCUCAUUUUGAUGACCAUUAGAGAGGCCACGAGAUAUUGCGUAGAUGGCGCGUUGGACCUCGUCUUUCACGCGUCGAAACGAAGAAACGACGAAAAUGACAUGUAUGGCGUGCCGCAGGUAUUUCCGCGCCAGCCAGGAUAUCCUCCGGAAGACUCAUUCAUCUCGUUGGAUCCCCGAGGCCACGGUCAUGCGUCCAUGCUCCACGACGGGCAGACACACUGCAACCACGACAAUCGCCAUAUCAGCAAGCAAUUGAUCAAAAACUGGCAGGUUACGGAAUACUCCAAAGCCCUCGAAGCGGACAUGGCAGCCAAGGGAGAGAAAAUCUGGGACUUUGUAGAUGGCAAUACUUUUGAAGAGUUUGACAGAAUAUCUGCGCCGCCGUCGGUAACAUAUAUCGAACUGGUGUAUGAUGAUUUGACGACAGCAGACCCCAAGCGAAUCAUGGCAAAUCGAGCAAAAGCACUCAAAUUCAAAAGCCUCGAAGAGCCUCUGACUGAGUACUCCAAAUUCGAGCUUCUGAUUCCCGAAUGCGAUAUUCAGACCUUUCGAUGCAUUUACGACUUCAUCAACAAAGACGGAUAUCUCGCCACGCCCACCGAUCAAGCAGUCCAGUUCCCCGUCACCCACGGCCGGGGCCCACCUGUCCUCUAUCAUGGACAACAACACGGGAUGACCCCACUACCCCUCCCCAUUCUGGCCGCAACCAAAGACGAGAGCGCCAUCACGCACAUCAAAGUGUUCAAAGCAGCCGAGAAGAUGAAAUUCGAAGAACUCAUGUCCCGUGCCCUGGAGCAACUCUAUCUCAUCCCCCUCACCACCGAAGAUCCCAUUGCUCUCCUCAAACAACUCUAUAAUCUUGAACCUCCCUCGACUAAUCCCAUUCACUCUGAACUCCAUCGCUGGGCGAGACGAUUCCUCAUUCGUUUGGAAGAAGAAGAAGAAGAAGAAGAUCAUCGAAGACCCGACGACGAGUACAUGACGCGCGUGAAUGCUUUACACGCAAUCACUCCUCAUCACUUUCACACGCCGCUGCUACCGCCGCACGUACGCACAAGAAGUAGGAGUAGAAGUAUGAGUAGGAGUAGUUCUUUUCGUCCGAAUAUGCUCAAAAUCCAAACUUGGUAUCCUCAUCAAUGGAGAGAAUUACUCCAAAUCAGUAGACCUUUUCGCGAUGAUGUGGAGCUUGCGAGGGGACAAUUGUAUUAUUUGGGAAGGCCGGAAAAUCUUCAUUCUCAUUCUCAUCCUCAUUCUCAUCAUCUUGGUGGUCGGGUGCAACUUGCAAGGGAGCGGCAACAGCAAUUGUUACUCGAGGCUGGACACGGUUUAGCCGCGCAAGGUAGUAGUACAUUGAGGAGAAUUUUGCCUUUGGGAAUUGGAGUGGCUGGAGGUGGAGGGGAUAUUUCCAGUCUUCUUGGACCUGGAAUCGGAUUUAUGGAUUCUGUGGGAUUGCGUCGUGGUGGUCUUGGCGAUGAUAAUGAUGGGUUUUUUGGUGAUGAGAUUGAGAAUAUCUUGGGUCGUCGGGAGGACUACUCGUUGGGAGAUUUGGGGUUUGGAGGCUUCAUGUCUUCUCAUCCGGCGUUUAUGGCGUUGGGGGGUUCGAGGUCGGUUUCUCCUCUUCCUCCUCCUCUUGGUGGUGGUGGGGUCGGGGGGUUUGGGUGGGGGGUUUGA
Sphaerulina musiva SO2202 is the source of this 2382-nucleotide messenger RNA. RefSeq lists its product as uncharacterized. The record is from RefSeq and is a predicted model, not a curated record. The transcript has a single exon. NCBI's taxonomy places the organism in Eukaryota, Fungi, Ascomycota, Dothideomycetes, Mycosphaerellales, Mycosphaerellaceae. The coding region runs from base 1 to 2382 and encodes 793 amino acids.